This is a messenger RNA of Zasmidium cellare ATCC 36951, 1680 nucleotides long. RefSeq lists its product as uncharacterized. Gene Ontology annotation, biological process: protein folding. Bases 1 to 1680 code for a protein of 559 amino acids. The transcript is spliced from 3 exons. Gene Ontology annotation, cellular component: chaperonin-containing T-complex. NCBI's taxonomy places the organism in Eukaryota, Fungi, Ascomycota, Dothideomycetes, Mycosphaerellales, Mycosphaerellaceae. The record is from RefSeq and is a predicted model, not a curated record. Gene Ontology annotation, molecular function: ATP hydrolysis activity; ATP binding; ATP-dependent protein folding chaperone.
AUGGCCUUCGGCGGACAGACGCCGACCAUCAUCGUCCUGAAAGAAGGAACCGAUCAGUCGCAAGGACGGGGACAGGUCAUCUCAAACAUCAACGCAUGCUUGGCCGUACAGGCGACAGUGAAGACUACGCUGGGACCUUACGGCGGUGACCUCUUACUUGUCGACGAGAAUGGGAAGCAGACAAUCACGAACGAUGGUGCGACUGUGAUGAAGCUGCUAGAUAUCGUACACCCAGCGGCACGAGUUCUCACAGAUAUUGCAAGAUCACAAGAUGCGGAAGUUGGAGAUGGCACAACCUCAGUCGUAGUCCUGGCUGGCGAGGUGCUGAAAGAGGUCAAGGAUCACGUUGAGCAGGGUGUGAGCAGCCAGGUCAUCAUCAAGGGUCUUCGAAGAGCGGGUAUAAUGGCGGUCAACAAGAUCAAGGAGAUUGCGGUGAACACGAGCGAGAGCAACCAGAGGGAGAGUCUGCGCAAAUUGGCAGCAACUGCCAUGAGCAGCAAGCUGAUCCACCGGAAUUCAGACUUCUUCACCAAGAUGGUCGUGGACGCCGUGCUUUCACUCGAUCAGGACGAUCUCAACGAGAAGCUAAUCGGCAUCAAGAAGAUCACCGGUGGCGCCCUCGAAGACUCCCUCUUCAUCAACGGUGUGGCUUUCAAGAAGACUUUCUCAUACGCUGGCUUCGAACAACAACCCAAAUCCUUCAAGAACCCAAAGAUCGUCUGCCUGAAUGUGGAGCUUGAACUCAAGAGCGAGAAGGACAACGCAGAAAUUCGUGUGGAGCAGGUGUCAGAAUACCAAGCGAUUGUGGAUGCAGAAUGGCGGAUCAUCUACGACAAGAUGGAGGCACUCUACAAGACUGGCGCAAAGGUGGUCCUCUCGAAGCUACCGAUUGGAGAUCUGGCAACGCAGUACUUCGCAGACCGCGAUAUCUUCUGUGCUGGACGUGUGGCAUCCGAAGACUUGGACCGGGUGUGCCAGGCAACUGGCGCAAGCAUUCAAUCGACUUGCUCCGACAUCCAGCCUCACCAUUUGGGAACAUGUGAGAAGUUUGAGGAGCGACAGAUCGGAGGUGAACGCUUCAACUUCUUCGAAGGUUGCCCAGAAGCGAACACAUGCACUCUGGUUCUUCGCGGCGGCGCUGAGCAGUUCAUCGCAGAGGUCGAGCGGAGCUUGCACGAUGCGAUCAUGAUUGUGAAGCGGGCGAUCAAGAACCACAACAUCGUCGCAGGAGGCGGUGCAUGUGAGAUGGAGAUCUCGGCGUACCUUCACAGCUUUGCCGACAAGAACGUGCCUCACAAGCAACAAGCCAUCAUCAAAUCGUUCGCAAAAGCGCUCGAGGUCAUUCCACGACAACUAUGCGACAAUGCUGGCUUCGAUGCCACCGACAUCCUCAACCGCCUGCGCGUAGAGCACCGAAAGGGCAAUACGUGGGCAGGUGUUGACUUCGACCACGAGGGCAUUCGGGAUAAUUUGGAAGCCUUCGUUUGGGAGCCAUCUCUGGUCAAGAUCAACGCCAUCCAAGCAGCUAUUGAAGCGAGCUGCUUAAUCUUGAGCGUGGACGAGACGAUCAAGAACCAGGAGUCACAGCAGGCGCAAGCACCACAGAGAGGCCUGCCACCUGGUGCUGCGCAGCGAGCGGUCAGAGGUCGCGGACGGGGUAUGCCAAUGCGCGGUCGAUAG